This is a messenger RNA of Aplosporella prunicola CBS 121167, 859 nucleotides long. RefSeq lists its product as uncharacterized. The transcript has 4 exons. The coding region runs from base 158 to 859 and encodes 233 amino acids. The record is from RefSeq and is a predicted model, not a curated record. NCBI's taxonomy places the organism in Eukaryota, Fungi, Ascomycota, Dothideomycetes, Botryosphaeriales, Aplosporellaceae.
ACCUCGUUUACUAGUUCUUAUAAAUAUCAACCCCUCCCCCACCACCUAAUCCUUCUUCCUUCGGGCUUCUCUCACCACUGCUCCACCGGUUUUUUCUUUUCCUCGACUCUUUUUCUCACAUACUUCCAUUAAACAUACAUCAACAUCCAUCGCACACAUGGCUCACCACGGAGGCCUAGUCCCGUUCGCACCUGAAGACGACAAUGCCCAGCAGGCCGAACCUCACAAUUACAACUGGGGCGGCAUCCGCGGGUACCGUCGCGUAAUGUACAUGGGGGGAAACCUCCAUGUGAACGCUUGGGACAAUGACGGCAACCCACUUGAUCAGCACCGCAACCCGCUCGUGGGUCGGGAGGAGGCGGCGCGCCGCCGAGAGGCGGAUGUCCGCCGCCACGACCUUCUCGCGGGCGUGGCCGUGGCCACGCUUCAAGAGUCAAUGGAAAUGUUUGGCGAUUGGCUGGCUCAGGUCAGUGACGAGGACCUGGGUUACUAUGCGCCCAUGAAUCGUGAAGACUGGGAGACACUGGCGGCCGCGGUCGCGCUGGCUUACGUCCACGAAGACAUUGAGCGCAGUUUCAACCAAGCCGAUGUCGUACAAUUAGAUUCUCCUGUCGCGCAGUGGACGCUUGCGCACCUCGAUGGCGUCUGGGAGUGGAUUUUUGGGGUGAACGGCGAAGAAUGGGAUGUAGACUCCCAGCCAGCGAACAGAGCCAAGGGCGCCGCGAUAUUUAUACGCAUGAACAUGACGGCGCAGGCCGAAAACCCGCAAUUCCAACUCAUGGACGGGCGGGGUCAGAUCGCGGCAAGGCGCGAUGUAAAGUUUGCACCAGGCAUCAUCCCUUCGCAGGAGAUGUCAUGA